Pecten maximus is the source of this 4869-nucleotide messenger RNA. Its product is annotated as NXPE family member 3-like. Lineage: Eukaryota; Metazoa; Mollusca; Bivalvia; Pectinida; Pectinidae. The record is from RefSeq and is a predicted model, not a curated record. Bases 111 to 1856 code for a protein of 581 amino acids. The transcript is spliced from 5 exons.
GAUUUGCCUGCCUGCCUACAUGUCGGACCACCUGAUACUCAAGCAGAAAUAAUACCCCAAGAAGACACCAUCAACGCGAGGGAACGACUCUUUUACAGUGACGCAACAUCAUGGAUAAACUCCUUUUGACUAAAGUGUUCGUGGUCUUAGCUAUGAUGGGUAUUUUCUUCGUCACGAUAAUGUACCUGGAUGUCAUCCCUAUACAUAUAAAGUAUCUCACCAAACAGUUCCCGACAGACAACGAUAUCACCAAAAGCUCACGGACAGUGACCAUAACCGAAAGACGAGCCACCAAUGUGCCUUCGUUAAAAGACGAUAAGAUGCAUUCUAAAUACAAAACUGCUAUCAAGACUGCCUUGAAAUUCCCAAGGGCGGCUAUUUCAAGAAACAUCCUGGAUCGCUAUCCUGAGUACCGCCAGAUACAGCGAGUUGAUGAUUUUAAGGAGCUUUAUGAUCCUCGCUUUUCUGUGGUAGAGCUUGACAGAAAAUCAGGGUCCUUAACAGCUGGUUCACAACUCACGAUCAGAAUAUCUCUUUAUAAUGGCUAUAACCAGUCACUGACUCAAGGAGGCGAUCUACUCAAUAUUUGGCUUCGGAAUACGGAAGGAACCUCGAUUGUGGCUGGUGACGUAGUCGACCAUAUGAACGGUUCUUACACAGGUCACGUGAUGGCGUUUUGGGCCGGAGAUGUCGCUGUAAAACUUACCGUCACAAACACGAAAGAGGGAAUCGGCUUAUAUACCAAUUACGUACACGAGCAUGGGUCUUACAAGUUUAUUAAUGCAACAUUUUCUGAGAACAAGAAAACUGAAAUGACUCAAUGUGCACCAACGAUGUCUUCUUGGUUGAACCAAAGAUACGGAGGAUUCUGUAACCUGACUAAGGAAAAUUACAAUAUUUCUUUAUUCUGUGGGAAGCCGAGGUCCGUUUCGUGUAGGAACUGGGAAAAAUAUGGCUGGGAUGAUUCACUGUAUUUUGAUGGAAAUGUAGAGAAAAUACUUCGCUACAAGGAUGUGUUAUUGAAAGAAAUACAACUGACUAUUGUUCCAAGUUCUUAUGGCGAUCUAGAUUAUCCAGUACCUAAAACACCAUGCAAUGCUUUGCAGCCCGCUUUGACAUGGAACAGCACAGUACCAUCCGGUUUCCUCUAUAGUGGAAAGUAUCACAACCUGAUAUGCCAAACAACAAUGGAUCCGAGUUGGGAGAAAUAUCGGGCGUGUCUAAGAGACCGACAGGUUAUUUCCAUUGGAGAUUCUACAACUAGACAAUGGUUCCUGCGUCUGGUGACCAUUUUGGGAAUACAAAAUUCCACUGGUAUUCCAUCAUAUGUUAAAUGGCAUAAUUUCGCUCAUGCCUUUAACCAUACACUUGGACUUGACAUUGAAUGGCAACCACAUGAGCUUCCGUUCCACGGGACUCCGGGUUCGAACAGAAAGAACAUUAAAUCUGUAGCCUAUAGGCUUGACAGAAUUCCUGGUAAAAGCACCGCCAUCAUUAUUAUCCACUGGUACGCCCAUAUCGCCAGGUGUUGUGACCACGUAGCCUUACGAGAGCAUGUGCGAAAUGCAAAAACGUCCAUAAUGAGGCUUCUGAAAAGGUCACCGGAUGUUCAAAUCUUCAUUAAAGGUCCUCAUCUCAUAACAUAUCACAACGCUAUAAAGCCGUAUGCUUAUAUAGGUAUGUUCGUGGAACAAGUUUUACGGGAAGAGUUUGAUAAUUUAAGUGACAGAAUCAUCUACCUUGAACAGUGGGACAUGUCGAUAGCCGCAGAAAAUAUCAAUAUUCAUCCUUACGAUAUUUUGGACGAUAUAUCAUUAAAUAACCUAAUAAAUUUUUCGUGUAAAUAUCCAAAUUAGAACGGGGAGGUGCAAUAACACAAAGAAUUCAAAGCGUAAAAUAAAAUUCAAAUUUUAAUUUCAAACGAACAUUUAACACAUGAUCUGAACCUUACCACUUUUCAAAUGCAGGUUACGACAAACUACUUUGGUUGUUUGCCACCUUCAAUGGGUUGUACAAAACAAAACAUACACAAUGCUUGCAUCUUUUAUUUCAGAUACAGUGUUAGGUUGAGUAGAGCGAAUUAAACUGCAUCCUAUAUAGUAUGAUAAGAGAAAAGUUAUCUGAAUAUUUCUUUGUUCAAUUAAUUCAUUUACUUAGACAUCACAAAUAUGUAUGUAUAUAUAUUAAUUAUAUACAUGUAUAUGUACACAAUUUCUAAAUAUAAGGAUUGACAGGUUUCAAGCCCCUAUACAGUAAAUGUCCUCAAACACCGGGGGGCUUUCAUACUCCACUCGUCUUUCAUUAAAAUUUUAUGCAAUCAUAAUGCAUACCUACAUCCCUAAUUAUAUGCAUUGCAUUUUAAUAUAUAUAAUCGUUAAAUUAAAUAAUAUUUUACUGUUUUCUUGUCCUACCGUUAGUUAAUGAAUAUUAGGGUUUUUAAUGCAUAAUCUUUCGUCUGUUUAGCAAGUGGCCACGACUGAAACAACUUGUCGAUAGUUUUGUGUUGAUUUUUUGAGUUGUGUUUUGAUUGAAUUGUUUUGUUCUGCGUUUUUUUGUCGAUUUGAAAUGCCUCUCAUCCUAUUGUUUGUCUUUAUUAAGAGUGUAGUAGAUAGUAAGCUAUUCUAAUAUUACGAGUUAUGAUUAGAGUAGCAUCUACAAUUUGGUUGUGUUGUCUAGAUACAUUAUUGGAAAGCCAAUCUCAGCAAUGUACAUAUACCUAAUGUUGUGUUACAAAGUAAGAAUGGAAGUAAAUGGAUGAAUAAGCUAUGUUUAUAUGACAUUUAAUUUUGAAUAUGUAUAUUUAUAUUUCCCCAAUUGCUCGAAACCUAGGGGCCGCGGUGGCCGAGUGGGUUGGCGAAACCUACGUUACAGUUAUAUUUCCCCAAUCACUCGUGAUCUCGAUAAAAUAACCUGUUUUUUUAUACAGUACUUCUCGAUCACAUGUGAUCUCGAUGAAAAAAUCAUCAGUUACAUUUCCCAAUCACUCGUGGUCUUAAUUACAGAACAAUAAGUUAUAUUUUCUCAGUCUCUCUUGAUCUUGAUGACAGAACUAUUUUUUUUUUGUAUUUUCCCAAUCUCUCGUGAUCUUGAUUUAAGAAUCAUUUAUUAUAUUUUCCCAAUCACUCGCGAUCUUGAUUACAGAGCAAUUAGUUAUAUUUCUCCAGUCUCGUAAUCUCGUAAUACAGAACCAUUUUUUAAAUACUUUUCAAGUCUCUCUUUAUAUUGAUUACAGAAACAUUUUUUUUUAUAUUUUCUCAAUCACUCUUGGUCUUGGUUUUAAAAUAUAUAUUUAAAUAUAUAAUAUCAAUCACGCGUGAUCUUGAUUACAGAACAACUAAUUAUCUUUCACUUGCCCCUCCUUUUUGGAUGGAUUGGGACGGCUGGUUCGCCCGAUGUCAAUAUGGUUUGAUAGGAUGAGAUAUCCUGCUGUGUCUUAGGCAGUAUACUAGCUAGCACUAUAUAUCAAGUCGCCAUUACAAGAAGUGAGACACUCAGAUACUGCAGCAUCCCAAAACAUACAGAUACACACGACGCAUGCACCUCUCGUAGUAGAAUAGCCAUCCUUAAAUGACCAUAGCAGUUAAUCUCGCAAUUUCGAUUACAGUACUACUAGUUAUUUCUUGGAAGCAUGGUAGAAGCAUGGUAAAAGCUUAAAUGUAAUCAGCAACGAUUGUUCUGUUGAAGAGCGGUUUUAUCUUUCAAGUUCGAGUUAUGAAGAAACCAGAUGCACUUUGGUCUGUGAUCGUUUGCGAUGUAUUGUUAUUGAAAAUUUCUUUCUGAAAAUAUUUAAGUAAAUCACGAGAUUGAUAUCAAAUUAGAAGUUUAAGAACAUCGUUUUCCAUUUUUCCACAAAAAUAUAUCGGAGAAUAUGAAAGUACUUUUAAAACAUUGAGAAAAAUGUUGGCAGUUAAAAGCAUAAUUUUUAUUUUCAUAAACUUGUUGAUAGUUAGAUAUGGUUUUAGUCCCGUUCCAAGUGAAAUCGAGGGAAAUGUGGUUUCCUCUCCGUCCGUUUUGUAUGAAUGUACGUAUGUAAGUAAUGCCAAAAUUUGUAAGUGAUGUAGCGGCUUCAUUCCAUAAGGAUGUUUGAUCAAAUGUUAUACAAUCAUAAACGAUCACUGCUGCUAUUAUUUAAGGAGAUAGGCGACAUGUAUUCUUUUUAAUACUCUGUAUACUUAUUGAAUAUUUCCAGAAGUAAUAUUUCUGAUGACAUGUUUGCAGUUUCGUAAAAGGCAGCAUCUCAUUUAUCGUAUUCAAUUGACAAAAAUCGAAACAAUGUGACAAUUUUUUUUAUGCAUAAGAAGUCUUUUAUAGCAAUAUACAUUAUUUUUCUUAAAAAUAAAGAUGUAAACAUAAUUUCAUACGUGUUUUUUCUUUUCACUUUUAAUCAUUGACUUAAAAAUUAUUUUGUUUCAGCAGUGCCAAUUCAUGCAAAAGCUUAGUGAAACUUAGUGAAAUAAGUAUGUCCUCAUUCAUUAAGUAUAACAAUUUAUUGCAUUUUUGCCAGUGAAAAAUAGAAAUUUAUCAAACUGUUAAAAUUGCAUUUUACUGCAGUGAUUAGCUAUGAAAAUGUAUGGUUUUGCAUAGGAAUUAUAAGUUUUCUUGUGAAAAUAUUAGUUUUUUUUUACCAAUCAGAGCGAACCUUAUUAAAACUUGCCGAUUUUGCCAAUCGGUGCGAAGAUAGAUACACGUUUGUUUUGCUGUAUUUCUGAAAUAUUCAGACUAGUUUUUGACAAAAUACUUGACGUUAGCUGUUCAUCUACAGAUUCUCCAAUAACAGCUGAACUUUCAAAAUGGCGCCGUCAAAUUGACGUGGAGUAACAUCACAAAGAGACGACUUCAUGAUUUUGUUAGGGAUUCCCGCACUUUUUG